AUUUUGUCUUACUGUUAUAGGCGUAAAACAUACUAUGUCACCUAUACAUGUAGUAGAAUCGUUUCUCUACACUGAUUAUAGCGUAUUUGGAAAACCGCGCUCAUUUGUAAUACAUCAUUCACACAGCGCGCCCGGAGAGCGACACUACAGGUGGCUGCUGGGUCACAAAAUUCCACCUCACACCGUCCCUGCGCGGCCUAUAUAGGCGGAGUCAGGGUCCUGCUCGUUCCCACCUACCUGACUGCAGGAGCAGGUGGUUAGUGCAGCUAUGCCGCUAGCCUCCAAGCCUAUCCCGGAGCCUGAACAUGGUCCCAUACACACAGCCCUCCUGCGGACCUACUUACAGCUCCUGCACAGCCGGCCUGUACUCACUAAGGCGCUGACCAGCGCAAUUCUGUCUGCAUUGGGGAACCUUUUAUCUCAGAGAAUAGAAAGGAGGCAGCAAUGUAAAUCGUCAGUGAAGAAAGUAGACCUGGUUGCGCCCCUUCGAUUUGCUGCUUAUGGACUUUUCUUCACUGGGCCACUGUCUCACUACUUCUACUUGUUUCUGGAGCAGUGGGUCCCGUCCUCUGUGCCCCUGGCUGGACUACGUCGCCUCCUCCUUGACCGGUUAAUUAUUGCUCCUGCUUUCCUGCUUCUCUUCUUUAUUGUGAUGAAUUUUCUUGAAGGCAAAGACCUGAAGUCACUGAAUCGCACACUGAAGGAGAACUACUGGUCAGCACUAAAAAUGAACUGGAGGGUUUGGACGCCGUUUCAAUUUAUCAAUGUAAACUAUGUUCCAGUGCAGUUUCGGGUGUUAUUUGCAAACAUGGUAGCCUUCUUCUGGUAUACAUACUUGGCUUCGACAAGGAAAUGACAGACUCCUAAGUACCAGAAACAUUGUGAGGUUACGAGGACAGUAGAGAAACGCUAAUAAUUUGCCAAAACUGAAAUUUCACUGAAACAUUUCUAAGAAAGAUAAUUGUCGUCAGUAUGAUUUUAAGAAGGAGGCUGUGUACCAAAAGACACUAUUUCCUUGUUAGACACAGAAGGGCUUGCCAAGCAACAAAUAGUCUAAUUUAUGUGCAGGUAGCUCAAAAUGGUUAAAUUGAGGCUAUGUUCACACAAAGUAAUUUCGGUCCUACAUGUAGCAGUAAAAAAUUUGACAUUUAGAAGGAUUAAGAUUUUUUUAUAGAAGUAAUUUACACAUUUGUUUAACGUUCUGGCACCAGUUGAUUUGAAAAAAAUUGUUUCUCUGGCGCUCUUCAUUUGGGAACACCGAACUGAUGGGUAUAUGUUCUUUCCACUAGGAGGCGCUGACACCAAGAAAAAAAGUCGGCUCCUCCCUGGCAGGAUAUACCCACCAACCAAAAACAUAGUUUUCCACCGGAGUACCCCUUUAAGCUAUGAAGCUGAGCUGAGUAGCAGGAAUGCCUUCCCAGCCAAUGUUUGGCCAGUGAUUGGCUAAACAGGUAUUUCCUGCAUGUUCAGCCAUAAGCACUGCUCAAUGAAUACUGGGCCCAGUCAUUGCAGAUCAUGACAGUUGAAUAUAACUUGUUCAUACAUUUGGAAUCCGCUCUGCAGACAUUGCUAUCUAUGGGGAUGGCAAUGUCUGCGCGGUCCUAAGCUGACUGAUUUUAGUUUGCACUGCCCAAACUCAGAGAUUCUCAGUGUAAACCCGGCCCAACCAGUCGGGUGAUCAAGAGACAGUCCUGCUGGUUUACAUACCAUACCUAUUAAUAGAGUGAUAUAGAGUGCCAAAAGAUCCAGUUGUGAUAACCUUUUAACACAAAGCAAGACACCUUUUUCUAUGUGGUAAGGCAUUCCUCCUGUAACAUAUUUUUUAAUGAAUAAUACACAUUAAUUUUUUUCUUUUAAUAAAACCGUACCAUAAUACAAUGUGUUAAAGAUUAUUCCUAUUUAUUUAUGCUUUCUGUGUGGAUCUUGGCUUGAAAUACUGGAACGUUUAAUCCUGAAGCUUAAUAUACUUAUUGGAGAAUAAGUAGUAGCCCCAAACUACAGACAAGUCAUGCAUGUCCUAUGUUAUUGUAAGGAAUAGCUUACAUCACUAUUCAUCUGAACAACAGAGGCAUGUAGGCUUUGGGAUCAAGCCUGGUAUGUACAAUAGUCCAGUGUGUGGGUUUACUUAAUGCUCUAUAAGGGCCAGCAACCUGUUCUGAAAUUAUUUAUGUAGGUCUAAAAGUUGCGUACACUUUUAAAACCAUUUUUCGUGUGUGUGUUUUUUUUUAUUUUGUCAUGGUUAUUCACUGCC
Messenger RNA from Hyla sarda, 2251 nucleotides. RefSeq names its product peroxisomal membrane protein 2 (gene PXMP2). The transcript has 5 exons. The record is from RefSeq and is a predicted model, not a curated record. Lineage: Eukaryota; Metazoa; Chordata; Amphibia; Anura; Hylidae. Gene Ontology annotation, cellular component: cytoplasm; membrane. The coding region runs from base 269 to 856 and encodes 195 amino acids.